ACAUAGGCCUCAACGAGCAUGUUGCGGAAAGUAUUUGCCGUGCUUUGUUUCUGCUGUAUGGCCCAUAUGGCCUGUAGUCUCGAAGCUGAUUGGAUUAGCUAUUCAGAUCAAGCUGACCUUCCUAUGUCUCAGAAAUGGCGAGAUGAGAUGAAGGCAAAGCUGGCCAGCAUUGAUACGGACAAGCUUACGCCUCAACAAAAGAAGAAGUUCCAGGCACUUUGGCGUCGUGUAGAAGGCACAUCAGGAGAUUCAACAGCUUUCUCUCCAAAUGCCCUGGCUGUUGUUGCCAUAGUGCUGGCGGCAGUGCUUUGGCAUACAAAGCCAUGGAACACACUGGCACAGCCAGCGUCGCAAGGGACUUGCUGAUGGAACUUGCUCUUUCAUGCUAUUGGUUGACACGAAGUUUACAUUACAUACACGGAAGUUUCCUAAAAUCAUCUAAAUCAUCCAUUUUGAUAGGAUUUUCCCUUAUAAAUCCCCCUAAAUCAAGGAUUUUCCCUUAUAAAUCACAAAUUUUUGGGGUAUCCCCAUGACUAUGGAAACCACCAUAUACGUGGUUGAUCGCCAAGGAUGGCAGCUUCUCAGAGCAAGCUCCUUAGUACCGUUCUUGAAUGUUCGUGGUCAAUGUUCGUGGUUGACGAUAUUAAUUGGGGGCGUUGCCUCAAAGAUAAUUAGUGAAUAUGAGUGAUAAAGUAUGAUAAAUAUCACAUUAAAGAUUGCUACCCCCCCUAUUGAUCCACAUCCUAUUGAUCCACAUCCUAUUGAUAGAUUGGGGGUGGAUGAAUCCACGGUUUUUCCAAACUCCGACUUCUUUUAGGCCCAGACCCUGCCCGCAGUGCAGAGCUAAGAGACUUACGCUUACGUCGAUUUGCUAACCAAAGUGCAAGCCAAGACUAAUUGCAAAAAA
This is a messenger RNA of Cladocopium goreaui, 907 nucleotides long. Lineage: Eukaryota; Dinophyceae; Suessiales; Symbiodiniaceae. The record is from the annotation of a GenBank genome assembly.